UAUACAUUUCUGACGAAACUCGCUCAACUGUUUGCUCUGUAAUUUAAAAUAUUUUUUUUACGGUCCAAAUUUGCCCAGUUUAACGCGUUAAAUAUAUCGAUAUGAGUCGCAAGGUGGCGGAUAAGCAUAUACAUCGUGUUAGCCACUUUCGCACGCGCGAUGAGCUGCUGAGAUCGUUGCCGCAGGUGGAGAAGCUGCAGGGCAUCUUCAAUCUGUUUGCGGCAUCGGGCACAGCGGGCUCCAUGGAGAGCAGCAACAUCUGUGACUGCCUGCGCGCCAUGGGCCUGCUGUUCCAGCAGUCGCGUCUGCACAACAGCAUGUCGCAGCGUCUUAAGAAGUUCCCGCAGGGCAAGACGCCGCGACGGGUCAGCUUCGAGCUGCUGCUAACGCUCUACUGUGAGCUGGCGGAUCAGUCUGAUGUCCCGACGGCCGCGACGAUGAUUGAUGGCCUGCGCUGCUGCGAUGUGGAGGGCAGGGGUGUGCUGCCCUAUACCCAGCUGCGAAAUAUACUUACCACAGUGGGCGACUGCCUCAACGAGGAGGAAGUCUACGAUCUGCUCUUUGACCUCACGGACAGCAACGGUAACGUCAACUAUGUGACGCUGAUGGAGUCGCUGCUAACGCGCGACGGCGACGCCCACGCCAAGGUGCAUCAGGCGCGCAUCUAUCUGGAGGCCCUGGGCAACAACUGCUGCCACAUGGAUAUGCAAAAGCGUGACGACUUCAUCAAAACGCUACGUGAGCUCGAUGUGGCCAAGACGGGCUUCAUCGGCGGUGAUCGACUGCUGGCUCUGCUCAACGGCAGCGGCGAUGCCUUUACGUCCACCGAGCUGACGGCGCUCACCAGCGGCAUGCUCAACCCGGACCGCCAGGUGGACUAUCGCAAGUUUCUGCGCCUCAUCAUGAAUGAUUAACGUUAGUUGCGUGACGUGACGUUUGCGUGCCUUUCCAAUUCAAAAAAAAUAUUAUUUAAAAUUUAAAAAAUCUAUUUAAAAUAAGAAAAUUCAAAUUAAUAUGCGCAAGUGAAACAACUCCAAUGCUAUCGAUAUAUUAACAUAAGCUGUGAUUUUAUGUAAUGCGAUUAAUCGGUAGUUUUAGCUUUGAGUACUGCGGUUCGCAGCCCAGCAGCGGCAAGGUAAUUUCAAAAGCUAUUAAAUCACUUAAACAAA
This is a messenger RNA of Drosophila busckii, 1169 nucleotides long. RefSeq names its product myosin light chain 3, skeletal muscle isoform. Gene Ontology annotation, cellular component: myosin II complex. Gene Ontology annotation, molecular function: myosin heavy chain binding. The coding region runs from base 102 to 914 and encodes 270 amino acids. The record is from RefSeq and is a predicted model, not a curated record. The transcript has a single exon. Lineage: Eukaryota; Metazoa; Arthropoda; Insecta; Diptera; Drosophilidae.